GAAGAGGAGGAGGAGGAAACCUGGGGCUUCUUUUCUUCAGAGGCAUUUAACUGGGAGUUUAUGGAGGCAGCAGCCGCUGGAAAAUGAAGAUCUCCUCUGUGGUCUUCGCUCUGCUGACCCGAGCUCUGUUUGGAGAUUUGUGUUGGGCCAUCAACGUCACCAUCACUCCCUCCCCCUUCACGGUGGCCCAGGAGGGUCAAAACAUCACACUUACUUGUGUGGUAUCCCAGCGACGCCGCAAUGCCGCUUUACCGGUGGUUAAAUGGACCUUUCUCCCGGCGGGAACGGAUCAACCGGACGACGAGCUCCUCAUCGCCCGCGUCAACAUGAGGAAGGCCCGCUUCUAUGGCAACUACACGAAGAGUUUCCCAUGGCCCAAAAUGAAGCUGACGGUGGUGAAGCAGGGGAAGGUCUUCGAGCUGGUCAUCUUGAACGUGUCCGAGGGGGACCGGGGGCUCUACAUGUGCCGGGUGCAGGAGUUUAAAAAGCACCAGGACCGCUGGAAGGCCUCAUCCAACUGCACGGCGGCCACCGAGCUCAGAGUGCAUGUCCUACCGGCCACCAAGGCCAAAGAAAGCCUCUGGAGCUUGUUUGAAGAUGUGUACCUGUGUGCGGUGCUGAUCUGCUCAGUGGGUCUGCUGUGCAUGUGCAUGUUCACCGUGACCGUCACCUGCCAGUACAUACAGAGGAAACAGAGGCUAAAAGAUAAUUACCACUUGGUCAAAAGCCCUCAGAACAGCUCAGGAGAGACGGUCACCAGUGUGGUCAGUGUGUCUCCUGCUCUACCUAAAAAGGAGAGGAGGUACAGGAAGAAAAGGAGCAGAGACUACCAGGAGGAGAUACCACCGGAGAUACCAGCAAAAGCUCCCAUUGGAGACAAAACACGCAAACCCAAACUUUUAAAACCCCAACCAAGGAAAGUAGUGUUGCCGAAGAUAGUGGAGGAGAAUCUGACGUACGCGGAACUGGAUCUGGUGAAGCCGAUUCCGGAGGCCAAGGCGUCACGUAGCGGCACAGUCUACGCUCAGAUACUGUUUGAGGAGCAGCAGCUAUGAGAGAAACAUAUACACCACUACUAACUGUGCCUUCUGUAAAAAGUAUUGUCUAUUUAUAGUCUGUAUUGUUUUGUAUUCGAAUGGUUUAUGAAGGGAUGAUGUCUAAAAUUUAUGACAAAAUUGUACAUACGAUUUUAUAUGAACUUUGGUAUAACUUUCUUCUAUGAGAUCAAGAUGCAAAAGGAAUUUUUUUUUUAUACUGGAGUCUUACUUUAUGUUCUUUUGCACCCACGUUUGAAUCCUGUGUAGCCAAAACUAAGAACACAUUAGAAGACGUCUUUGCUGAUUUAGACCUGAUUUGUCCAUCGUGACAAUCGAAAGGGAAACUGGAGGUUUGGACUUGCUGGCUGAGCCUCAUCGAUCCUAUCAAACAUACAGUACUUCAUGUGGUAUUUACAACCUGAUGUCAGCAGGGUAAAGUCAAGAUUUCCCUACAAUAAUGCUGCUAUUUGAGAUUUUAAAGAAACAAUUUGACAUUUUGGGAAAUAUCUGUACGCACUUUCUUGCCAAGUGUUAGAUAAGGGUGAUACUGAUCUCUCAUGUCGUGCUAGCUUUGCAAUCUCCACCUCUGUUGUAGAGACUCAAGGAAACAAGAAGUUGAACAGCCUUCAAGAUAUAUAGAAUACACACAACAGCUGCAAAUUAGGUGUAGUUCCCCAGCUGGGCAUUUUCGCAGCAACAUUUUCCUCUUUAGUCUGCAGCAGAGCAGUAAUUGCAGGAAUACCAUCAGUUCCCAGAGCUACAUUGUCUUUCUAUCUCCACGUCUUACCUUCCAUUUGUCUCAGCUCCUUGUCUGUUGACUCCAACUCAAAUAAAUACAGCCAGAUAUCAAAGUGAAACGACUUGUGAUUGUCCGAAAGCUAGUUCAGUGGGUAAAUCCAUCAAUUCCAUUUAGCUGUCGAGUUUAUUGAAAGUUCGCCUUACAUAUGUAAACCAGCUGCCGAGUGAUUAGGUCAGAUGGCAGGUAUCCACGGAUGGAGACUCCCAAUGCAGUUAGCAAAAUGUCCAUUCCAGGUGGCUAAUUUCUGUGUUUACCUUCUGUCUCUGUAAGCAAAGACUGAAAGGAAUGUUUAAAAUGAGUCACGUAAAAGCCAUGUUCUUAGGGAAACUGUGCAGUCGUCAUCAAAUCUCUACAACAGAAGUACAGAGUGCAAAGCUAGCAUGACCCAUGGAGAGACAAUAGCCACAGGGAUGAGAAAUAAAACAGGUUGAAAUGAACCAGAAUUACCCUUUAAGUAUGGAGCUAGCACCACAAGACGACUAGCUUAGCUUAGCAUAAAGAGUGAAAACAGUUAGCCUGACUCCAGCUAGGUAGAAGGCUAACAUUGCUACGGAAAGCAAUGUAGAGCAACUCUUUGUUAAUGACUUAAGCCACAAAUACAAAGCCUUAAUUUGAUUACUGAGCUUUAAAGAUGUUGGUAGGUGUAUUUUUUUAAACUUUGGACAAAAACAGGUUAGCUGUUUUCUCCUGCUUCCAGUCUUUGGAACUGUUCCAAGAUGAGCUAGCUUCAUAAAUAACAUAGCAGCAUGAGUAAAAGUCUUGCCAUCAAAGCUAUUUCCCAAAAUGUUGAACUUCUAUUUCAAACUAAUGAAUACAAAUUAUUCUACAGAAUUCUGUUAAACUGAAAUACAUAAGGGUUGUAUGUUAGCAGCAAAAUGUCAUUUUUUGUAGCACGCCUCAUGCAAUGUGUUCCUGUGAUGGCCUUUUGUUUUUGAUAUUUCUUAAGCCGCUUUAACUCGAAUUGUGGGAAACCCCAUCAUAAAGAAAGCAGAUUUAUGAAAGAGAGACAAAGUAAAUUAGAGAUGUCCGUUGUUAUGAAUGUGAGCCGAUGCAUUAUCAAAUGUGAUUUACUUCGAGUGUGUUCCCAGCAUUAUCUGCCUCACAGCAUCUGUGCUCAGUCUGUUUUUGUGUGUCGGGCUGCAGUUUAUAAUGACCACAGCUCCACAGAGUUGAUGCUAAAGCAGCAAUUAGCCCCCCGACCUCCCCCCCCACAGGCAAGUAUGUGAGACCAUGCGAGUCCUUUCAUCUGGUGCCAACGUCAACUUAACAGGCUGUUAGCAACACACACACUUACAUAUACAUACAUACAUACAUACAUACAUACAUACAUACAUACAAGGGUGGAGUUACACGAAGGCUAAACACAGUCACAGGCUCGCUCACAAAGGCACACACUGUAAAUCCAAAAAGCUGCAAACAAUUGUGACACCUGAUCUAUGAACGGAGACAGACUGAGACCUGUGUUUGGGCUGUUUCCCAUUAAUGUCAGUCACAGUUUACUUCUAAUCUUAAGGUGAUUUCGUUGUUGGAGAUAAGAACCAGAGGCAAUACUGGCCGUAAUCCUGCAUACCUACGCUACGGUCUCCUAGCUUUCUCACUUUCCAGGAAUCGGAGUGUGAAAGUACUUUGGACUCUUUUUCCAUUUAAUGAUCCUCUGGACUAAGGCACGGAAAAGCAAAGGAGAGCUUUUUUAAACAGCGAACUUGAAACCCAGACACAAAGGCACCGGAUCCCUCCCUUCCCCCAAGACUUCUGCUAUCUUAUGUGGAGUUAUCCAUGCAGAUGGAGUCUGACUUUAUUGCUAAAUAUCUUCUGCAAUUCAUCUCAAAGUGGCUUUUUGCCUCAUUUGCAGUUGUCAAACAUUAGCCAAACCAGCUAUUCAUCUAACAUGUAGUUUGAGACGGUAGUUAAAUUCACUUAAGUACAGUGAAUGGACUAAAACACAUGUAGGUACAAAAAAAAAGUGUGGGUGGCAUUUGCGUUGUGUAACCACUUUCUAAGAAGCUAUGUGGCAAAUAUGAUUAGCUAGUUACAGCUGAUCAUAGCUUCUAUUUUAGAAAUAUAUAUAUGUAUAAAAUGGGACUAGUGUGGUGAAAGAGACUGUCGAAAAGUUGUGCGAUUGUACACAAAAUCGGCCACUCGAGGACAUCUUGUGUCAAUAAAUACUAACAAAAAUACACAGUCAGGACAAGGAUUUCUAGCUAUUACUAGAAAUGUACAACAAAUUCUUACAGCAAGCUGGUGAUUAUAGACUUGGACAUGUUUUGUUCCCCUGACUGUAUAUUAUAUUACAAUGUAAACCACUGUUGACCUCUGCAUUUGGUAGCAUUCCAAUUUUCCAUUGUUGCUCUCUAAUGUUCAUUUCACUUGCACAGUGUGUUUCAUAUGAAACGAAGUGACUGAAAGUGACCUUUUGGUGGUGGGUAGAAGCGUCUUAAAAAUGCCCUGAGACUGUGAAAUGUAAAGUUUCUUCCAGACCACAUUGUCCUUAAUGGGAGUCCGCUAACUAGAACCAUGUGUGUGAAUUGUGCCUCUGUGCUCCCUUCCUCUCCCUUUUCCCCUCCUCUCUGCCCACCACUGACCUCUGCAUUCAUCAACAUUCCAGCAUUUCUGCUCGUGUUCAUUUUGUACAUUUCAGCUGUACAGUGUGUAUCAAUAAGUGAAAUAAAUAUGAAGGUGGAUGUGAGCA
Molecule: messenger RNA, 4525 nt
Organism: Stegastes partitus (bicolor damselfish)
Lineage: Eukaryota; Metazoa; Chordata; Actinopteri; Pomacentridae
Gene: vstm4b
Product: V-set and transmembrane domain containing 4b
Exons: 8
Coding region: 84-1055 (323 amino acids)
Cellular component (GO): membrane
Source: RefSeq, a predicted model, not a curated record